This is a messenger RNA of Thermothelomyces thermophilus ATCC 42464, 2522 nucleotides long. RefSeq lists its product as uncharacterized. Gene Ontology annotation, molecular function: ATP binding; protein serine/threonine kinase activity. The transcript has a single exon. Lineage: Eukaryota; Fungi; Ascomycota; Sordariomycetes; Sordariales; Chaetomiaceae. The record is from RefSeq and is a predicted model, not a curated record. Gene Ontology annotation, biological process: protein phosphorylation; intracellular signal transduction. The coding region runs from base 630 to 2378 and encodes 582 amino acids.
GCCGUCGACCGCCCUUUCUCAUCACUCAUUAACACUAUCCUUCCCCCCCCUUCUUUUUUCUCCCAGCGCGCAUCUGGUCUUUGUAUUACUUUUUUUUACCCCUGCCAGUUGCCGUGGGAGUCUGUUCCCCAUUAAAGUCGCCCCCUCUUCUCGCACUGCCUCCUCCGAAAGUCACCUGUGGAUCCUUCGCCCGUUGACACCCAACCAAACCAUCUUAUCUAUCAAGCCAAGCAGGCCAGCUUGACUCGCUCGCUGGUUUGCGAUCUUGAGAGGAGAAAAUACAUCGGCCGCCCCUUGAGGAGAGAAGACUUACUUUCGAUAACUCCCCGGGUUUCUUCGAAGCCAGCCAUUGGGAACAGAAGAGGCUUAUUUAAUUUUUUUCUCUUUUCCCAAGCUCGCAGUUUUGGUUUCCUAGAGGAUUUUUGGCCAUUUCCGCAGGAUCUUGCCACCAAGAAUCGCCUCUCCGUUUUCUUUCUUUUCCUUCCAAAAUAUCUGCUUUCCUUUCCCUCAAUCUUUGGCCUGCUUCUGCCUCUGGAUCCUGCAUCUCCCGGGACCUCGGCAUACAUCUUUUUCUCUCUCGACGGCAAGCCAGCAGGGAGACAGUGCGUUCGGAAGCGAAGGGUUAGAUCAUGCAGCAUGUUUCAGUAUUCGGAUACCCCACUCCGCCAGCAUCACCAGCCUUCGGCCGGCCCUGCAGCGUCCCGAGCCAGCAUAUCACGGUCCAACAAGCUUGCCUGCCCCAGUUCGUCCCGGUCGCCCCGGAGGAGAGGUUAGGGAGGUUCAUCACCAGCUCGUUGCAGUUGACGAGCAUCGUGGGCACCGGCGCCUACGGGGUGGUCUACUCGGCCGUCGAUACCAAGACCAACGUCCGCUAUGCCGUCAAGUGCCUCAGCAAGUUCAACCCGGAUGGGACUCCGCUGGACCGCCGCCAGGUUGCCUUCCAGACCAGGGAGAUCAGGUUGCACUACCUCGCGUCGAGCCACCGCAACGUGGUCUCGAUCCUGAAGAUCAUCGACUACCUGGACUGCAUCUACGUUAUCCUGGAGUACUGCCCCGAGGGUGAUUUAUUCUACAACAUCACCGAGCGCGGCCAGUACGUCGGUAAGGAUGAGCUGGCCAAGAAGGCUUUCCUCCAGAUCCUGGACGCCGUGGAGCAUUGCCACAACCUGGGAAUCUACCAUCGGGAUUUGAAGCCGGAGAAUAUCCUUGUUACGGACCAGGGAGAGACUGUCAAGCUGGCAGAUUUUGGUCUUGCUACCUCUUCAGACCGAUCCGAAGACUACGGCUGCGGCUCAACGUUUUACAUGUCACCAGGUAGGUUCUUGAUGUCGCGAACGACUCCUUCCCCUUUCCCGUUUCUUCAUAUAUAUAUGAUAUAUAUAUAUAUGCCGUUAGAACAGCGCCCUCUCUCUCUCUCUCUCUCUCUCUCUCCUCCUCUUGUUCCUUUCACCACCCCGUUUUCUCCCUUUUUCUCUCCGGUACACACCCCACUGACUUUUCUCUUUUCUCUUAUUUUAGAAUGCCUGGAUCCAUCAUCAAGGAGGCCGUUUUACUACUGCGCACCAAAUGAUGUCUGGAGCCUAGGAGUCAUCCUGGUGAACCUCACCUGUGGACGCAACCCAUGGAAGCAGGCAUCCUAUGAGGAUUCCACUUAUCGGGCCUACAUCAAGAGCCGGGACUUUCUCAAGACUAUCCUCCCCGUGUCGGAUGAACUGAACGACAUCUUGGGGAGGAUCUUCACACGGAACCCGGACGAGAGGAUCACGCUUCCGGAGUUGCGCGCUCAGAUCCUGGCUUGCUCCAGGUUUACCCAACAACCGGCAGCCGAGCUGCCGCCGUCUCCUGCACCGCCAGGACACACGACUUACGUUUUUGAGGGACAGCCCAUCGUGGACGAUGAGUACGACUCGGACCACGAGGUGCCGCUCUCGCCGGCAUCGUCGGACGGCGAGUCGUGCUCAUCCGACGAGGAAGGAUCCCUCACUUCCACCUGCUCCAGUAUCGAGGACCUGGAAGACGACGACGACUGCUCCCUGGAGGACAUCCCAGAGGCCAGGACGCCCCCGCCGCAGGCGCAAGCACCCCUUGGAGAGCCAGCAAUCUGCGAACCCGAGGAGCCGAGGCACGUGCCGUUUCAACAACCACCGGAGUACAUGCACCACCAAUACCACGGACAGCCCAUGCUUGUUCCCCCUUCGGCCCAGGCCAUGCCCAUGCCUAUCCAGCCUUUUGCCCAGAACAAGUUCCCGCUGGACCAAUAUGUCUGGGACAUGUUGAGGUACGCACAGCCGACGCCGCAGGUGCAACAGCUCCACCAUCCGGUCCCGUUCCACCAUCAGGUUCCGCUGUUUGCCCACCACAUCCAGGGCUGCUAUUAGCUUCCAUGCUAUUUUUUUCCCUCCUCUUCUCCCUGGGAUGCUCCUUCUCACGUCUCAUCUUCCAUGGAUACGCUUCUGGUGUGGCCGACGAACCCCAACUCGACCACACACACACACGCACACACACACACACACACACACACA